UGGCUAUUAAUUAUUCUGGUGAUCGUCGUAUAGAUACAGUGAUUGUGGGAUAUCUCUUAAACUAUUAUUCAGAUAAUGCUAUGAAUAAUGCUGGAUGGAUGUUUACCGUUACUAAAGCAUUACCUGACUUGUACGAUCAUAAUAUGGAUUAUUACAUUCAUGAACUACUUUACAAACGGUGUUUUGGCGCAAAAGAAGUUCAAAUUGAUACAUCACUUAUAACUCGCAGUGAUUUAUUCGAAGGGCGUUUUAAACCUGUUCACUCCCUAUACAUUAAUCGAGAACUUUUACGCAGACCAACAACAAAACCACGUGAUAGAAGCCAAGUUAUUCAAAAGAUUACAGAUUUUUUUUCAUAUGAGAAAGUUAUUGAAGAAGUGGAAGAGUUAGAAGAAGUUUUCAAAGAAAAGAAAACCGGGCUUUUUGAUGUUGAGAGACAUGAUCCUCUCAUAUCUACUACUACAAAUGUGCGAGUUGUUCCGCUUCCUGGUAACAUCGCUUAUAUUGAAUUAAUAU
Racocetra persica is the source of this 516-nucleotide messenger RNA. The record is from the annotation of a GenBank genome assembly. Lineage: Eukaryota; Fungi; Glomeromycota; Glomeromycetes; Diversisporales; Gigasporaceae.